Aspergillus versicolor CBS 583.65 is the source of this 1821-nucleotide messenger RNA. RefSeq lists its product as uncharacterized. The transcript has 7 exons. The coding region runs from base 226 to 1779 and encodes 517 amino acids. Gene Ontology annotation, cellular component: plasma membrane. Gene Ontology annotation, biological process: dipeptide transport; allantoate transport; transmembrane transport. The record is from RefSeq and is a predicted model, not a curated record. Lineage: Eukaryota; Fungi; Ascomycota; Eurotiomycetes; Eurotiales; Aspergillaceae. Gene Ontology annotation, molecular function: dipeptide transmembrane transporter activity; allantoate transmembrane transporter activity.
UCAGACAUCCCAGUGUCUAUUUCGCCGUGAAACACCGAAGAUCACCGUGCAGUGACUUGGUUCUACCAUGUGCAAUGAGUAUCGACCAACAUGUUCUACGCACGACCGUUGCCUCUUCCCUGGGUUGGGUGGGGGUCUGGGGUAAGGUUAUAUAUACCAUCGUCCCCGCUAUGGAACAGUGGGCCUUGGAGGUAUUGAUAUCUUUCCUCGUCUAUCUUUGCAAACAUGAGGAAGCCGUCCCAAGAAGUGCCUGAUGGGUCCCGUCCGCCCAACCCUGACGUUGAUGCUGGCGUCAAGUUAGAGGGAGCAAUCGAGUCGAUCGACACGGCCCUUGGUCAAAUACUCGAGGUGCAGUCGUCGCCGGAACUGGAGAGGAAGGUGCUACUUAAGCUCGACUUGGUUUUGAUGCCCAUGAUGUGUUUCGCAUACUUCCUCCAGUUUCUGGACAAGAUGGUCCUUAGCCAAACGACCUUGUUUGGUCUCCGGGAAGACCUGCAUCUGGUGGGCGAUGAGUACGCGUGGUCGUCUGCCAUAUUCUACUUCGGUUACCUCGCCUGGAGCUGGCCGAAUUCGUACCUUCUCGCCCGGCUGCCAAUUGGCAAGUAUCUAGGAAUCACAGUCUUCCUCUGGGGAGGUAUUGUGAUGUGCCAUGCCGCCAGCAAGGACUUUGCUACGCUCGCAACAGCCCGGUUCUUCUUAGGUGUGGCAGAAGCCGCAGUCGUCCCAGGAUUCGCGCUUAUCACGGGCAUCUUCUAUAAAAAGGAAGAGCAGCCGAUACGCCAGGCUGGGUGGUACUUCGGGAAUACAGUAGCUGCUCUUGUCGGAUCGUUAAUCUCCUACGGCAUCGGCCAUAUUACCAGCACGCCCCUUCCUGAAUGGCAACUCAUGUUUCUUAUCCUUGGGGCUGUUACUGCGGCAUUUGGCCUAUUUCUGAUCCCAAUCCUGCCUGACUCGCCAGCCACGGCGAUCUUCCUCACGAAAACGGAACGCGCCAUCGCCAUCCAGCGUACACUCGAGAACAAAACUGGGGUCUUGGACACUGGCACUUUCAACGUGAAGCAAGCCAUCGAGGCACUCAAGGAUCCCCAGGCGUGGUUUCUUGUUCUAUACAACUUUUGCGUGAACCUUUGGAACGGCGGUCUUACAACAUUCCUCGCGCUCCUCCUAAAAGGUUUCGGCUUUGGCACCUUCGAAAGCCUCCUCUGGCAAUGUCCCCUCGGCGCCGCCGAGAUCCUGUACCUCGUGUUCACCGCCGUAUUCGCCACGCACGUCCGGUCGAGACGCAUCUUCGCCGGCUCGUCGCGUAUCUUCAUGAUGAUCUUUAGCACGGCUGCCUCACUCCUCGGCGUUCUCCUCGUCUGGAAGCUCGACGAGUCGAAGAAAGCGGGCAGACUGAUGGGUAUCUAUAUCAGUGUUGGCUAUGCGAUUAAUAUCCCGCUAUGCAUGAGUCUUGUUACGUCCAAUGUAGCUGGCUUCUCGAAGCGUAGCGUUGUUUCGGCCAUGGUGUUUAUUGCUUACUGUCUGGGGAAUAUUGUUGGGCCUCAGUUUUAUAAUGAGUCGGAAGCGCCGUCUUAUCCGACUGGUAUCAAAUCCGCUGUUUCGGGGUUGUGCUUUGCGACUUUCUUCCUGCUCUGCCUGUGGGCGUAUUAUAUCUAUGAGAACGCUCGCAGGGAUAGAGUGUAUGGUCUGGCAUCAGAGGUAACCGAGACAGAGGAGAUGCGAGAUGAACUUUCUAAUAAGACGGACCGUGAGAUUCCCAGCUUUCGAUAUGUUUGUUAAUAGUUGGAUAUGUACAAUUAUAGCAAUCAAGGUGGUCCAGAG